AUGGAGUUAGGAGACCAGAAACCAUCACAGUUAUUGAGAAAAAUGCAGGACCUAGCUCGCAAUAGAGUCACCAAAGAAACACUCGUGGUGAUGUGGCAAAAUCACCUACCACCGUCAGUCAGAGGAGUAUUGGCUGUGACAAAUGAAAAUGAUUUAGAAAAAUUAGCAACUAUCGCGGAUAAGGUAAUGGAGACCGCGACGCCAAUACCCAGUAUCGCUGCGGUAGAAGGAAAAUCGCCGACCCAGAAUAAAGACGAUUUGGUGAUAGCCCAUCUAGAUAAAAUAAGUGAAAGACUGGAAAAAUUAGAAAGUAGAUCAAGAAAGCACUGGCAGAAGGGUAACAGAAGGCGUUACAGAUCAAGAUCGCGAUCGUCAUCAGAGUCAAGGACGCGUGGGAAGACACCUGAAGAUCCCAACUGGUUGUGUUACUAUCAUUAUCGAUACAAGAAUCGGGCAAAUAAGUGCGUCCAGCCGUGCAACUGGAAGAAAGAUGUUAAGCCGUCGGAAAACUAA
Trichoplusia ni (cabbage looper) is the source of this 513-nucleotide messenger RNA. RefSeq lists its product as uncharacterized. The record is from RefSeq and is a predicted model, not a curated record. The transcript has a single exon. Lineage: Eukaryota; Metazoa; Arthropoda; Insecta; Lepidoptera; Noctuidae. Bases 1 to 513 code for a protein of 170 amino acids.